Sporothrix schenckii 1099-18 is the source of this 456-nucleotide messenger RNA. RefSeq lists its product as uncharacterized. The coding region runs from base 1 to 456 and encodes 151 amino acids. NCBI's taxonomy places the organism in Eukaryota, Fungi, Ascomycota, Sordariomycetes, Ophiostomatales, Ophiostomataceae. The record is from RefSeq and is a predicted model, not a curated record. The transcript has a single exon.
AUGGUCGUUGUGGCGUGCGUUGUUAUGGUGGUCGUACCUCCUGUCGCCGUCGGCGCGACGCCCAGUACCGCCGAUACCAGACUGCUCGCCGAAGACAGCGCCGCGCUGAUCCGGCUUGCCGGCACGCUCUGCUUGUCCGCUGCGCACACGUCGGCCACGACCUCGACAAACUGGGCGUCGAUGGUGUCGAUGACGCUGUUGGCCGUGGAGGCGCUGGCGUCGCCGUUGCUCAAGAGGCAAAACUGGGCCACGCAGGACACGACGUCGCCGAGGAAGGCGGUCUGGGCCGACGCCGCGCAGACACAGCCGGUGUCUCGGGCGCCGCAGCCGUUGUGGUUGACACAGAGGCCGAGGCAGCCGGAGAAGGCGACCUUGGUGGACGAGGCCGAGGCGAGUGGGGACAGGGAUGUGACGGCGGCGGCCAGGGCGAACGCUCGUUGGCGGGCUGUCGUAUGA